Molecule: messenger RNA, 2379 nt
Organism: Rhipicephalus sanguineus (brown dog tick)
Lineage: Eukaryota; Metazoa; Arthropoda; Arachnida; Ixodida; Ixodidae
Exons: 7
Coding region: 41-802 (253 amino acids)
Source: RefSeq, a predicted model, not a curated record
UUUGCUUUGCUUUCUUUUGUUUUGUGGAACACCCUACAGAAUGUCUAUUGUUUCCGUGUAUCAAGAACAUUACAAAUGUUCACUAGCUACUUCACUGCUCCCAUUUUCUGCAGAUGUGAAUGACAUGCCAGAAGGCAGUUCAGGUAGAUCCAGUCCACAUAUUGCAAGCGUCCCUAGUUCACAAAGGGCAGGUGGCUCAAGUUCACAUGGUGACACACAGACUUCAUAUUCACAUUCCCCUCAUGAACUGCCAGACAAUAGUGACACACAGACUUCAUCAUCAGAUUCCCCUCAUGAACUGCCAGACAAGUGCUUCAAAAAGCACGUGCUUCGCCUCCUGAACAUUUUGCGUUUUACGCAACAGCACCACGGAGACUUGCUUCAAAACUUGUGCGACCAGAGCGCAAGGCAGCCUCUCACAUCAAGUCCUCCACUUAUUGAGAGGCCUUUCAACAGCGUGGACGAUUUAAUGCAUUUUGAUGCAAAGCUUGACAAAGAGAAGACCGAAAGUUUGGUUCGCGAGUUCAUAGACUUGGGAGGAAGAAAUGUCAGCGCAGCUACAAAGCGUAUUCUUGCGUACACUUUUUGUGAUGAUUUAGCCUCGCUUUUUUCAUGGAUGGGCCGAAAAGGCAAAUUGAAUUUUUCUACUCUGAAGACUGCUGCUGCAAUUGUUGUUGCCGUAAAACGGGCGACACAAGGCAACACGAAUGAGAUUGAAGACACUAGCAAACUAAGGCAUGCUCCAAAGAGGGCUGGCAACUGCAAAAAGCAAAGCGCUGAGGUCUUCCUGCCUCAAGAAUAAGUGGGGGCCAUCUGCACGUUCCCCUUGCUGGAUUUUUCGUAUGUCACUGGAAGGAGCUGGAUUCUUUCGUGACACUGGGAGGAUUCUGCCUGUCAUACGCAUCAUCACUUGCAUGGCCACGCUUUCGCUAGGCUCCAUCAUUGUGCGUUGCUACAGAAUUAGGCAAGAAGUUUACUGUUCUUUAAUGUCAUGGCCGUCUUCUGUGUUAGUGAGAUGGCUUCCACGGCAAAGCCAUGCCUUAGUGAAUUGCUGUUACUGUGCUUCUGUAGCAAACUCCUUUGUAAAAUUCUUACUUUAAAUGCAAGUUUUUUUUUCAGUACUUAUGAGAGCAUUUGUUCGUUCAUUUGCAAUUCAGCGCGCAAGUAGUUAGCGUCUGUCUUUGGCAUCAUGUUUGUUGCUCUCACUAAAAAGCCACAUUUUUACAAGACCUCUAUUGUGCCUCUAUGCAAAGUAACUUGCGAGAGCCUUUUAUUUUGUAUAAUUUUACAUCGUGAAAGAUUCUUUCAUUUAUGUAAUCAUGUGGGCUGUUCCUACUACAAUGCCAUAUUUUGUGAAACUUUCACUGUGUGUAUGUGUGGACUUUAAUGUGAGAUACUUUACAAAGUUUUAGGCCUUUUUUGUGUUUUGGUAAUCUGCUGCACAAACAUCUUGCUUCUAAGUUUCUAGAGCAGUCAUUUAGUGAAGUGUCUUUGCUGUGUUUUAGCACAGAACUUUUGUUCAGAUACUGUGAGUGAAUAAGACAUUAAAAAAAAAUUAGAGUAUGGGGGAGAAUGGUAGUCACUUUUCUAUAUAUGUAGUGGUUACACCCUAUUAGGCUUUGUAUGCAAUCACUUUUCUGUUAAUUUCUUGUGCUGGCUAUGUUUUCGGUUUUGUAAGUGCCAAAGUCAGUCUGUUGCGCCAUGCCCAUCUUUUAAUUGUUAUAAAGUAGCCAUUUUGUACAUUGUGCAAGAAAGUGUAGUCCUUGUGCCCAUAUUUCUUUGUUGUUCUGCUCCUUUAAUUAUAUUUAUGAUAUUGUAGUUCAGGUGCGAAGUAGUCACUUCUUCUAGUCAUUUUGUUUUGCUUCAUGCCCUUGUAUUGUUCCUAUAAUUAUAUUUAUGAUAUUGCAGUUCAGGUGUAAAUUUCAUUUUUUUUCGUGAAAAGAUGCUUCACAGAUUAAGAGGCCUGGCAAGCGAAUCAAUGGAGAUGUUACUCUAUGGAGACAGCUGUGGUAUGUUUUCUUGUCAAAGUGACUUAAGAUGCAUUUAUAGUUUCUCUUCCAUGUUCCUGUACUGGUGUUAUUAAAAUUAACAUAACUUUACUAUAAUCAGUGAUUUUCAAUUCUUAUGGGAUUUUGGUUGUGUUUGUGUUCAUGUUGUUUUCCUGGGAAAUGUUUGGGGUGUUUUUACUUUAUGCUCUUGAAUAAAUGUACUGUACUUCUGUUUAUGUGCAAGUCUCUGCGUCUGACCAUCUGAAAAGCUGGGCAAGCGUUUUUAAAGGAUUUAUGUGCCGAAUUCGGUCUGGCAUAGUUGCAAUUUAAUAUGUACAAUAACUGAUGACCAUAUUAGUUAAGCAUAUUAGGUCAAGUUAUGCAUAUUUCA